AUGGCUGACGGAGGUGGCGCAGGAGGGAUUGUGGAGGACGGCGCAGCCGGGGUCGCGGUGGAGACGGGGCCCGCCAUCGCGGUUGAUCUGGCGGCGGACGUCGUUAGCGCGGUGAGGGACGGCGCCAGUAGCAUCGGCCCAGUGAGGGAUGGAGCCGGCAGCAUCGGCGCGGUGGAGCCACUGGAAAGCGUCGGCGGUGGUGGUGGCAGCGACUUGAUCGGAACUUGUGCAGCACAGCCAUAUGUACAAGAAGCAGAGCACAUCAGUUCAUGCUCGAGCCCCGAAGAAGGUAGUAAUGUUUGGGUUUCCCCCAAGGAUGUGGGGCACUAUUUAAAGGUUCUAGUGGUGAUGCCAACAGUCGUCGAGAGGUUUGUGGACUGGACGGUGUCGUGGCUGCCGAUGUAUGGAGAUGCGAAGAUGUUGGUCGUCAUCUAUCUCUGGCACCCCAGCACACGAGGUGCGGGGCACGUGUACGAUGGCUUCCUCCAUCCACUGGUGGCGUGGCAUGAGGCCGACAUCGACCGGGGCCUUCUUGAGCUGAAGGCUAGGGCGAGGGACAUGACGGCGUCACAACUCAAGGCGGCGGCUGCCAUCGGUCCAGUGUGGCUCGUUGAGGCUGCCCGCUAUGUUUCAUCGCAGAUGCAGGCCGUGAGAUCAGGUCGGGAAGGCGCCACACAUUGACGAGUGAGCCAAUUUUUGGAUCGGACCAUAACAACGUGUCUUAGUCUCUGACGUCUAGAAGUAGUGGUAAAGUUUUGAAUUUGCAUGGCAAGAACCACUUACAUAGGUAGCUGACACACACAACACUGUGUUUACACUCUUACUUAUGUAAAAGAUAUGAAUUAUACACGAGUUGCCUCUACAAUGAGGAACUGUGAUAGUAGAUACGGCAAUUGUG
Messenger RNA from Triticum dicoccoides, 898 nucleotides. Its product is annotated as receptor expression-enhancing protein 4-like. Lineage: Eukaryota; Viridiplantae; Streptophyta; Magnoliopsida; Poales; Poaceae. Bases 1 to 681 code for a protein of 226 amino acids. The transcript is spliced from 4 exons. The record is from RefSeq and is a predicted model, not a curated record.